AUGAUGGUUGCGCGCGUCCGGCAGGUGCUCUUGGGCAUCUGUGAGUCCUUCGCGAGUCUCCGCAUUCGCUCCACAGCAGUCGCUGUUGGAAGUCGGUCUGCGACCUGA
Molecule: messenger RNA, 108 nt
Organism: Phytophthora nicotianae INRA-310
Lineage: Eukaryota; Oomycota; Peronosporomycetes; Peronosporales; Peronosporaceae
Exons: 1
Coding region: 1-108 (35 amino acids)
Source: RefSeq, a predicted model, not a curated record